UCUGUGACGGGUUUCAUACUGUAGUACUUACACUUUUGAAAAACAUAUUUCUUCUAAGGUUGAAUUAUUAAACGAAACUUGUAGCUUUAUCUGCAACGGAAACGGAUGCAAUUGCAUCGAAUUAGCAAGAAGAUAACGAUGCAACUCAUUAUUCUUUAUUACGUCUAGAAUCGAUUUAAUACCGGUUUAUUUAUUCGAUUCCAAGCAAUGUACGUUUAUUCAACGAUUACUGUGCAUACAAACUGAUGGAAAGUAGCUGCAGAUAAUCAUUCAAAAAGUAAAGGAAUGAAAUUUUUCAAUGUAGAAGUUAAAGGUAUUUAUAUAAACUUUGACGUUAUAUGUUUAUAUCUUGGCGUCAGUUUUUCAAGUUAGUUUUGUAGACUUUCAUCAAAUACGAAAAAACUUUUGCCUUAAUACGUAAUUGUAAUUUUCUGUAAAAGGAUGUUUCGGGUGUUAAGGUUUUUAUUGUUUUGUGGUAUUUGUACCAUCGUGGUAGGGGACCAUGAAACAGAAAAAGAGGACAGGGCAAACGCAAAAGCUGGUCCCUAUACCUCAAUUCUGACGAGAAUGCAGAAAUGCAAGAAACCGGACCUUCCAUACCAAACCAAAAAGGAGAGGUCUGGAGAUGUGACACUAGAGUUAAGUGACGCAGGUGAAAGGAAGUCAGGACCUUCGAUUAAAGGAAACUACACAUCGUUUAAGGAAGAUCCUGAUCUUAGGCUGAACAUUACGGACUACCAGCAGGUGAACGGCAAAUGGGAGCAGAUAUUAAGUAGUACCGGCAUGAACUGCUACAGCCGCGUAACAGCCAGAUUGGCUCGUAUUUUUCACGUUAACUAUAAUAAGCUGACCUGCGCGGUUCCAAAGGGUACCUACAAAUUCGACGCAGAUUACGAUAAGGUGGACCACGAGAUUCAAUCCAGCAGGGUGUACGGAAAAGUAUUGCGGAGGGUGGUGCUCACCAGCAAGAAGAAGACAGUGAUCUGUCUGGAGUUUGAGUCUGAAGUAACUCCAGCUGAAGAUAUGUAGAUAUGGUUGGAUUCAGUAAAAAUUAUGAAGAAGAAAAAAUAUCAAAUACAUUUACGCGUUUCGUUGUUAUUUUUCCAAUCCACUUCACAGAGUACUUAAGAAUACGAAGUAAUUGUUAGGUUUACGGCGAGGAUUGGAAGAUUUAACAAACGGAGUCGCCUUUAAGAGCUUACCCUUCUGUUGAAAACCUCGGCCAAUCGAUUCCGGGACUGGGCA
Cydia pomonella (codling moth) is the source of this 1245-nucleotide messenger RNA. RefSeq lists its product as uncharacterized. The record is from RefSeq and is a predicted model, not a curated record. NCBI's taxonomy places the organism in Eukaryota, Metazoa, Arthropoda, Insecta, Lepidoptera, Tortricidae. The transcript has 4 exons. The coding region runs from base 442 to 1029 and encodes 195 amino acids.